Leptonychotes weddellii (Weddell seal) is the source of this 845-nucleotide messenger RNA. Lineage: Eukaryota; Metazoa; Chordata; Mammalia; Carnivora; Phocidae. The record is from RefSeq and is a predicted model, not a curated record.
GGGAGGACCCAAUCAACGUCGAGAGCGUAGGCCCCACCUAUCGAGGUCCGUGCUGCGGCUGUAGUGCGUCCGGACCUGCUGGUUGGCUCCGGUCUAGAGGCGCGGGGGUCCGCAGGCCCUGAGGCCAGGGUCCAACCUGGCUUUCCGGGAUGUCGGUGGCCUUCGUACCGGACUGGCUGAAAGGCAAGGCGGAAGUCAAUCAGGAGACGAUCCAGCGGCUCUUGGAGGAGAAUGACCAGCUCAUCCGCUGUAUCGUGGAGUAUCAGAACAAAGGCCGGGCGAAUGAGUGCGUCCAGUACCAGCAUGUGUUACACAGAAAUCUCAUUUAUUUGGCUACCAUCGCAGAUGCCAACCCAACCAGUGCUUCAAAAGCAAUGGAAUAAUCUUUCAGUUUGUCAUGAGGAGUAAUUGAGUGUAAUCCAUGUCCUAUGAAGUAAAGACAGGAUCUUUACCAACUCAACUGCUUAAAACAUGGAUGAACCCUUGUGGCUCUUUUAAAAAUGUGAAAAUGUGAAGAAAGCUACUAAAUGAACUAUAUUCUCAGUGUAAAUAUUUAUUUUAAUAAUUAAGCAGAUUAAGUUGACUCCAGAUGUUCUCUUUUCUGAAAUGGGCAUGUUUGGAUUACAGAGAUAUCAUGGGCAUCUUCAAUUCUACCUUUUCAGUUUCAACAUGAAGAUGAAACUGAUUAGGUGGUGGGCAAUCAACAGCAAUUGGCGAGCCUCCUAACUGAGGCGCUGCCAAAUGGACGUGUAACUGUGUGCUCCCCCCUACCAGUUGUAGUCGUGGACCUAACCAUUGUUUUCAGGCUGCUUUGAAAUAAAGCUUACCUUUCCACAGAACACUCA